This is a messenger RNA of Papaver somniferum (opium poppy), 1165 nucleotides long. RefSeq lists its product as uncharacterized. Bases 61 to 906 code for a protein of 281 amino acids. Gene Ontology annotation, biological process: chlororespiration. The record is from RefSeq and is a predicted model, not a curated record. Gene Ontology annotation, cellular component: chloroplast stroma; thylakoid. The transcript has 8 exons. NCBI's taxonomy places the organism in Eukaryota, Viridiplantae, Streptophyta, Magnoliopsida, Ranunculales, Papaveraceae.
AUGGAUUAGGCUGACUGACACUUGCACAGACUUUCUGCAGCUUUGAAGGAGGAGGCUUCAAUGGCUGUUUCAACUGCUUCAAUUAUCUCUUCCCCGUCGCAGCGUCUCUUCAGUCGCCGUUCUUAUUCAACUUGCCACUCUAGCCCAUCAGUUUCGAAUCCUUUUGGUACUCUUCCAUUGAGAGGGUAUUCUCUUGAAAAGAAAGGAGAUGCACUCAAGAUAACCACCAAAGUCAGUGCCGCCGCUGUUGCAACCCAAACUGAAGAGGAAACUAAAAAGUAUCAAUUACCGACAUGGGCAGACUUUGAUCUAGGAAGAGCUCCUGUCUUCUGGAAGACCAUGAAUGGCCUUCCUCCUACCUCUGGUGAGAAGCUAACAAUAUUCUACAAUCCCAUGGCAAAAGGUUUGGCUCCAAAUGAAGAGUUCGGGGUUGCAUUUAAUGGAGGUUUUAAUCAGCCCAUUAUGUGUGGUGGUGAGCCGCGAUCUAUGCUCAAGAAGACUCGCGGCAAAGCUGAUCCUCCAUUUUACACCAUCAAGAUUUGUGUUCCUAAACAUGCUAUAAGCUUGAUCUUCUCAUUCACGAAUGGAAGCGAGUGGGACGGACCGUACAAAAUUCAGUUUGAGAGUCUUAAAGUAUGGAGAAACAGGCCCCUGGCCUUCUUUAACGAGGGGUUGGCUGAAGAAUUGAGCCGAGACGGUGCUUGUGAAAAAGCAAUUUUCCCGGAUUCCGAUAUUGUUCCUACUCGUUGUCGCAUGAUUGGUAAUUUAAAUGUUGAAGGGGGUGACCGCUGCGAGUUGAACUUUGUAACAGGAUGCACGGACCCAAGUUCACCGGAAUAUAACCCGUUAGCAAAUGUAGAUGACGGAUCUUGUCCGCCAUAUUCAGACUCAGAGUCAGAGGAAUAGAAUCAAACCUUCUGUGUCUAUUAUCCAACUUUGCAUGUAUGUAUAGUGUAUCAUAAAUAAUUUGAUUACAUUCAUAAUUUAUACAGUACAUUACAACAUAGUUAAAAAAAAAUUCUCAAGACCUCAUCCACAGAAACAGGGUUGCUCUGUUACUGUCUUUAUACUCGAGGAACAUUUAUGUCUCUUUUCUUUAUUUUCAAUCCUGCAACUUAUUAGUUCUUGUGUUUGUUAUACGGAAUAAGAACUAGUGCCUAAACGA